AUGCAAUUACAAAUCAAUUUUUUUCCACAUUACAUUUUGCUUGACAUUAUCUCUAAAGCAGGAAUUGAAAGUCUCGUCAAACUCCUUUCACCUCCAUCCUUUUUGCGGCUGAAUUUGAAUAUAAAAGAAGCCAUUGAUCAUGCGAUAAGAAAGAAGAUGAAUUGGACAUACGACAAUAUAGCUACGAAAACAGACAAAAUGUUUUCCUGGAAGUCAUGCAACGAAGUGGGUACUACCGAUUUCAAAAAUUUCGCAGAGAUUCAAACAUUUCAUGAUUAUUGCGUAGGCGAAUACAUUGAGGUGGAGUUAAAGCUUUGCUACAGGUUGAAGUAUGCCAGUGAUUUGAUUGAACUUGAGCACUUGCUUCUUCGGUUGGAUCCCCGCACAACAUUGAAGUUGCACUUGGUGUUGGACUUGGUCAGUUGUCGUUUCCACUUUGUUGAUUUAACCCAUUUAUCUCAAUCCUUCAAACACUUGAGGGACCGUUUCACAGGCUUUUCCAUAAGUGCAACAUCAAUGGCGGGCAUCAAAGGUGAAAUAGACUUAAACAACUUUAGUAACAUCGAAAUUCUCAGAAUAAAUGGCUGCACGGUUAAGGGCUCGCUUUCAGAUUGUCACAAAUUACGUGAAUUUUCCUUUGAGCCAGUUCGUGGUCAGGACAAUCUAUUCGAUAUAAAUGAAUUACCUCCGUCAUUGAAAAGGCUUGAGAUCAGUAACUACAGUUUAUCAAACUCAAGGUUAAAAGAGGGCAAGGUGUUGCCGUCUCUUGAAUAUGUGGCAGUAAGCUGUGAUGAAGAUCCAAUGCCGUCACCAAUUAUGGAUGUUGUUCAAAACAUGACAUGUCAAAAGACCACAGCUUUCAGUUACUCAUACGAAUUUGGCUUGGCGGAUCAAUUUAUGUUGGCUCUUUGUCAGGUUGCGAAAGAUAAAAGCUUCAAUUUGAAAUCAUUGUCAAUAUAUGGUUGUGUCGAAGCGCCGAUUGAGAUCUACCCGUCUGAGCAACUUGAACUUCGGUAUGUUGAUAAUCUGUAUUUAGCUUCGUUUUUGAAACUGCUUCCCACUGUGAAAAAGUUGACAAUAACUGAAAAUGUAGUCACAGAAUUAGGUGGGAUUUUGAAUAAUCUUCCUGAUGGGUUGGAGUAUUUGAGCCUAUUCGAUAAUAAAAAAACGUGCGUCAAUGCCAAUGUGGGCUUUGCAAGACUUCAAAACUUAAAGUGCCUCAAUUUGUCAAGAACUGGGAUUAGGAGCAUAAUUGAGUUUACUUUUCCUAGCCUGCUCGAAGUUUUAGAUCUUUCAGGUAAUGAAAUUGACUCAAUAGUUGGGGUUGUGUUUCCGAAGAGCUUAAAGAGUCUUGAUUUGAGCUUCAAUGAUCUACAGGAUUUACAAGGAGCGAGAUUUCCACAGUCUUUAAUGCAGCUCAAUAUGUUUGGAAAUUCAGUUGAAAUCGAAUCCAUUUUAAAAAAAGUUGAAACACUUCAGAUUGAGACAUUGUACCUUGGAAAUAAUGAAGAGUGUAAGUUUUCCAGCUGCACAUUGCCAGCUUCUAUUCGGAGUUUAAGUUUGAAUUGUUGCAGUCCGUCAAACUGCAACUUUGGUGAAACCUUGGUAAGUUUACGCAUGGAAUCGUGUAAUCUUACCAAGGGCAUUAGCUUUGGGACAUAUUCUAGACUACGUUACUUGUGCAUCAAUUUCAGUAAAUUAACAGCCUUCGAUAUAGAACUUCCUCAGUCACUAGAGGAGCUUGACUUGUCCCAUAAUGAGCUUUCAGAAAUUCCCUCGCACCUUGGCCUUUUGCUGAACAUGCGUUACUUGAGCUUUAGAAAUAACGAGAUCAGCUUUGCAUUCAUGGGGUUUUCUCAAAGCUCUUUGGAGAUGUUGGACCUCUCCAAUAAUAAAAUAAAGAAUGUGCGGUUGUCUUUUCCCAAAGGUGCCACUAAGCUCAAGCAAUUAGACCUAUGUGAGAACCAAUUGGACGAAGUUUCGUUAAAGUCCAUUGGUCACGAUGGUAGAACAUUUCACGAUUGCUUAUAUGAAUUGAGUUUGGCAGGUAAUACAGAUUUAGGAGAAGAUCAGGUCAUGGCAUUGGUUCCAGGGUUGCCUCAAUCUGCACAGAGUUUGUGGGCAGAUAGACUUAUAUCUCACCCACCAUGUGCUAAAUAUCGUGCAGUGAAUUAUUUAUCAAAGAUGAGCUCCAAUGAAUGA
This is a messenger RNA of Lodderomyces orthopsilosis Co 90-125, 2202 nucleotides long. Its product is annotated as leucine-rich repeat domain-containing protein. Bases 1 to 2202 code for a protein of 733 amino acids. The record is from RefSeq and is a predicted model, not a curated record. Lineage: Eukaryota; Fungi; Ascomycota; Pichiomycetes; Serinales; Debaryomycetaceae. Gene Ontology annotation, molecular function: protein binding. The transcript has a single exon.